Penicillium argentinense is the source of this 1689-nucleotide messenger RNA. RefSeq names its product Hsp90 cochaperone STI1 (gene sti1). NCBI's taxonomy places the organism in Eukaryota, Fungi, Ascomycota, Eurotiomycetes, Eurotiales, Aspergillaceae. The record is from RefSeq and is a predicted model, not a curated record. Gene Ontology annotation, molecular function: Hsp90 protein binding. The coding region runs from base 1 to 1689 and encodes 562 amino acids. The transcript is spliced from 5 exons.
AUGGCUGACGCGCUCAAAGCUGAGGGCAACAAGGCCUUUUCGGCCAAGGACUAUCCGACUGCCAUUGAGAAAUUCACUCAGGCCCUCGAGAUCGAACCCGAGAACCACAUCCUCUACUCGAAUCGUUCCGCUGUGUACAACGCCCAGAGCGAAUACCAAAAGGCCCUUGAGGAUGCCGAGAAGGCUAUCGGCAUCAAGGGCGACUGGUCCAAGGGCCACCUGCGCAAGGGUGCCGCCUACCGCGGACUGGGGGAUCUGCUCGCUGCCUACGACUCUUACGAGGAGGCAUUGAAGCUGGAGCCCGGCAAUGCGCAGGCCAAGUCCGGUCUCGAUGCCGUCCAGCGCGCGAUCCAGGCCGAGGCGACCGCCGACGGUGUCCAGGGUAACCCUCUGGAUGGUCUCGGUGGCAUGUUCAACGACCCGCAGAUGAUCCAGAAGCUGGCCAACAACCCCAAGACCGCCAGCUUGCUUGCCGAUGCCGACUUUAUGGCCAAGCUGCAACGCCUCAAAUCCAAUCCCAAUGCUAUUGGCGAGGAGAUGCGCGAUCCGCGCUUCCUGCAGGUUAUGAGCGUGCUACUGGGCAUUGACAUGAGCUUCGGUGGUGAGGGCGAGCAGUCUGCUCCCGAGUCGAAGCCUGCCCCGGCACCCAAGGAGCCUACUCCCGAGCCUGAGCCCGAGGAUGAGGAGACUAUUGCCAAGAAGAAGGCCCAGGAGGCGGGUGAUGCUGAGAAGAAGAUCGGUAACGACUUUUACAAGAAGAAGGAGCACGACAAGGCCAUCGAGCACUACGAGAAGGCCUGGGAGCUGAACAAGGAUGUUACCUACCUCAACAACAUUGGUGCUGCCAAGUUCGAGAAGGGCGACUACCAGGGCACCAUUGAGAUCUGCCAGAAGGCCGUUGAGGAGGGUCGUGAUCUGCGUGCUGAUUUCAAGACCUUUGCCAAGUCCUUCACCCGUAUCGGAUCCGCCUACGAGAAGCUCGGUGACCUGAACCAGGCCAUCGAGUACUACCACAAGUCCCUGACCGAGCACCGUACCCCCGAAGCCCUGACCAAGCUGCGCACCGCCGAAAAGUCCCGCGACAAGAGCGAAAAGGAAUCCUACAUGGACCCGGCCAAGGCCGAGGAGGCCCGCGAGCUCGGCCAGAAGAAGUUCCAGGAGGCCGACUGGCCCGCGGCCGUCGACGCCUUCACCGAGAUGACCAAGCGCGCCCCCGCUGACCCGCGCGGCUACUCCAACCGCGCCGCGGCCCUGGUCAAGCUCAUGGCGUUCCCGCAGGCCGUGCAGGACUGCGACGAGGCCAUUGCCCGCGACCCCAAGUUCAUCCGUGCGUAUAUGCGCAAGGGUCAGGCGCUCGUUGCGAUGAAGGAGUACAACCGUGCUCUGGAUACCUUUACCGAGGCGGCGGAGCAUGAUGAUGGUACCCACACCCGAGAGAUUGAGCAGCAGCAGCAGAAGUGUCUGGAUGCGCAGUUUAGUGCCCGGGCUGGUGAGACGGAGGAGCAGACUUCUCAGCGGAUUCAGAAUGAUCCCGAGAUCAUGUCCAUCCUCCAGGACCCCGUGAUGAACAGCAUCCUCCAGCAGGCCAAGAGCGACCCCGCGGCGCUGCAGGAGCACAUGAAGAACCCGCAGGUGCGCAUCAAGGUGCAGAAGCUGAUGGCGGCGGGUGUGAUUCGCCUGGGCCGGUAA